Molecule: messenger RNA, 1660 nt
Organism: Hyaena hyaena (striped hyena)
Lineage: Eukaryota; Metazoa; Chordata; Mammalia; Carnivora; Hyaenidae
Gene: POC1A
Product: POC1 centriolar protein A
Exons: 11
Coding region: 330-1553 (407 amino acids)
Biological process (GO): cilium assembly
Cellular component (GO): centriole; ciliary basal body
Molecular function (GO): protein binding
Source: RefSeq, a predicted model, not a curated record
ACCGGGAUACGGGCUAGUGGAGUGAACGCCUCAUCCUGGGUUUUUAAAUUUCUCAGGGCAUGAGUGACGGUGGACAGAGGCCUUUGGCGGCGGCGUCCGUGAGCUGCCUGGUCUGUAAGCGCUGUACGCGGAGACCGUAGAACCAUCCAAGCAACUCUGCUUCCGGCCGGGGACAAAAAGCCGAGGCGCUGCGUCUCCUUUAAUCGUUGUGGGCGGGGCGUGGCAACGCGACCCGCGUUGCUAUUGGCGGCGGUUGGGGGCGCGGAAACUGAACCUGCUGCAACGGCCGACGCUGUCUCGUCCGGCGCUUUGGGCGCCCCCGGCCCGCCAUGGCUGCGACUUGCUCUGAGGACCCCUCACUGGAGAGGCAUUUUAAGGGCCACCGAGAUGCGGUUACCUGUGUGGACUUCAGUCUCAACACGAAGCAGCUGGCCAGUGGCUCCAUGGACUCAUGCCUCAUGAUCUGGCACAUGAAGCCCCAGUCACGUGCCUACCGCUUUGCGGGCCACAAGGAUGCCGUCACCUGUGUGAACUUCUCCCCUUCGGGACACCUUCUUGCCUCAGGCUCCCGGGACAAAACUGUCCGGAUCUGGAUACCCAACGUCAAAGGCGAGUCCACUGUGUUUCGGGCACACACAGCCACAGUGAGGAGCAUCCACUUCUGCAGUGAUGGCCAGUCUUUCGUGACGGCCUCCGACGACAAGACGGUUAAGGUGUGGUCGACUCAUCGCCAGAAAUUCCUGUUCUCCCUAAGCCAGCACAUCAACUGGGUCCGCUGUGCCAGGUUCUCUCCUGAUGGGCGGCUCAUUGUGUCUGCCAGUGACGACAAGACUGUCAAGCUGUGGGACAAGACUAGCCGGGAGUGUGUCCACUCUUACUGUGAGCAUGGCAGCUUUGUCACCUACGUGGACUUCCACCCCAGCGGCACGUGCGUUGCAGCCGCCGGCAUGGACAACACAGUGAAGGUGUGGGACGUGCGGAUGCACCGGCUCUUGCAGCACUAUCAGCUGCACAGCGCAGCAGUGAAUGCACUCUCCUUCCACCCAUCUGGAAACUACCUGCUCACGGCCUCCAGUGACUCGACCCUGAAGAUCCUGGACCUCAUGGAGGGCCGGCUGCUCUAUACUCUCCAUGGGCAUCAGGGUCCAGCCACCGCUGUUGCUUUUUCAAGAACGGGAGAGUAUUUUGCUUCUGGAGGUUCUGAUGAACAAGUGAUGGUUUGGAAGAGUAACUUUGAUGUUGCGGAUUAUGGAGAAGUCAUAAAAGUGCACAGGCCCCCAGCCACCCUGGCCACCUCCUCCGGGAAUCUGCCAGAAGUGGAUUUUCCUGUCCCUCCAGGCAGAGGCAGGAGUCAGGAGUCGGUGCAGAGCCAGCCCCAAGAGCCCACCAGCAUGCCCCAGACGCUGACCAGCACGCUGGAGCACAUCGUGGGCCAGCUGGACGUCCUCACCCAGACAGUCUCCAUCCUGGAGCAGCGGUUGACACUGACGGAGGACAAGCUGAAGCAGUGUCUGGAGAACCAGCAGCUAAUCAUGCAGAGAACAACACCAUGAUCAGGGGAGCAAGAAUCAAGAGCUCAGUCGAUUUUGGGGGAGGGGGUGGCAGGCUGGGGAUUGGUACUAUGCGGCUUGGGUAAAUAAAUGAAGGGGAUUCCGCUCUA